ACCUACAGAGCUACAAAGGAAGAUAUUGUUAUGGAUUCCAAUUCUAAGUAUGAAAGUAAUAAAAACACAAAAAAACGUUCAAAAAAUCAGGAAAAACGUCUGGAAGAUGUCAGAUUGGAAGAUAAUAACAAAAUUGAACAACUACUUCCAUGGUUACUAAAAUUCAAUAAAAUCAUACAUUCAUAUACAGGAAGUAGAAAUUAUGAACAUCUGGAACGAUUGCUUUUCUUCUACACCCAGAAUAUUCUUUCUAGCGUAGCAGAGAACACUGUCGAAUUUAAUGAUAAAAUUAAUUUGAUAAAAAAUCAUAUUAAUAAAAUGUUAAUAUUCUUUCACAUGUAUUGGCUUGAUAUAAAACAGCAGAAUGUAGAUUAUAGUCAAUAUUUAAAUAAAAUAUCAGCUUUGUUAAAUGUAUAUAUAGAUAUGGAGUUAAAAACUUCUAGUCACGUCGUUAAAGAUUCUUCUAAAGUUGCAGCAAAGAUUCUUGCAGCAUUGUACAUAUACUUAAAUAACUCGGAAGAACAUAUUUUUAGGAUAUUACUUAGAAAUAAACACACAAAAAAAUAUACAAAAGUAUGCAAUCAUAUAUUUAUGAGGAGCUUUACUAAUCUCAAAACAAAGACGACGUCUAUAACCGAUGUAGCUUACAUCAGAUAUUUGCUCGCCUUUAAAAUAUGGAGAAAAAUGGAAGAAACAGCAAAGAAGUUAAAUCUUUCUGACAAAAAGAAAAGAAUUGAUGAGUUAGCCCUAAUGCUGUUAGGACCGCGUAUGCCAAAAUUGCAAGACGAAUUAUUGAAAUUUGUGCCUAGACCACCUAUUCAAGAAAAAAAUGAAACACUAUGGUUAAUAGAAUCAAACCAAUUUGAUAUAAAGGAAUUUCAUAAACAGUUCCUGCUAUUUGAAGACAAAAUGGACAACUCUACAGGUUUAAAAUAUACCAAAACAAUUCAUGCUGAUCAGACUUGUUCAAAAUCUCAGAAGCAUCAGAUAAAUUCAUUAUUUUGUCCAAAUAAUUCUAAUGGAAGUACAUCUGAACAGAAAGUAAAUAAAUGCUUAGAUGGUUUACGAAAUAAUAAUACAUUAUCAAAUAAUAAAAAUAAUAAAAAUAAAUGUUUGGAAACUCAUUUACAAAAAAGUGGAUCAAGAAGCCUUAAACCAUUGAAAAAAAACAAUUCACACAAAAUUAUAAUAAUUGAUUUAACUGGAGAUGAUAAAGUAAAAAGAAAAAGGACUAAUCGAAAUUCGGAAUCAUCGAAAGUUAAGAAAAAUAAGAGAAACAAAAAGAAGCAUAUCAAUUCUUCAAAAUAUUUAAACAAACUUACAAAUUCCGAUGUUAAAGAACAUUCUAAUGAAGACAACAAAAAUUUAAAAGAAAAAAAUCGUUUAGAAUCUAAACCUGUCGAUAUCAAAAGUAGUAAUGGUAUAGAAAAUUGUACUUUAGUUAGCAGUGAUACCUGUAUGGAGUUUACAAAAGAGAAUGAGAAACAACACAGUUAUAACUUGCAUUAUUUGAAUUCAGCGAUGUUAGACGAUCAGAAUAUUAACGAGUUAAAGACUAAUGUGUCGGAAAAAAAUAAACUAAAGAAUUGUGUAUCAUCUAAUAUGACAAUAGAAGAUAUAACUAGAUCUUGUGACAAUUCGAUAACACAAAAUAAGGAUGCAUUAACAUCUCAGGAAGAAAGUGCCAUGGAGACAAUACCUUUAAAAACGUGCCAAAACAAUGUUACAGAUCAGCAGAAUUAUCAAUUUGAUUUUAAGCAAGAAUUUCCAACAAGUGCGGAUUGUGCGAUACAAAAAUCGUGUCCGUGUUGCAAUACAAGGCAUGUUGAUCAUUUUAUAAUGACUAGUUUACAAUUUAUAACUGAUCGUAGCUCACUAAUUACGGAAAUGAUGAAACAGAAUGUAUGUCAAAUUAAUAAAUGUCCAAAGUAUUGUACAAACGUUAUCGUGGCAAAAGCACAAGGGAAUCUGCAUAAUACAUUUUACGAUAAUGAAAACGAUAUCAAAUUGACUUGCGACACAAUAAAAAAUGAUUGCAAUAAAUAUGUUUAUCUUUUGAAUCAUACUGAUAAAUGUGUCACGACUGUACACGCUGAAAAGAGAGUACAAUGUUUAGAUAAAUCCAAUGACAAAUGUACUGUUUCAACUACAUUUACUGAAGAUAAAGUUGUAGACUCACCAUCGUAUAGUCAACAUGUCAAUGAUAAAUUUGUAAAAAUAAAUGAUCACGAUAGUAAAUAUUCUGAAACUAUGAUAAAGGAACAACAAAAAGAAAGUGAUUCUUUUACAUUAAAUGAUCGAUUACAUUUCUCCAAUGUAGACGUCGAUUAUAACAUGAAAAAAUUUUUCCCCAAAAAAGAAGAAACUGACGAAAUGACAAACAAUAUAGACUUGGAGCACAACAAUUUUGUAAAUGAUAUCCAAAGUGAAACUCUUAUGGAAGAUGUCUUCUGGCAACCUUCUGAACAGCCCGAAAUUAAUUUAGCCGGUGUACUAAAUAAAUCUGAGGACACAUGUAUUGUCUCAACUACAUUUAUUGAAGACCAAAUUAUGGAAUCGUCAAUGGACAGUCAGCGUGUCAAUUCAGAUAAUAGAAGAAAAUGUGUUUACGAAUAUACGAUGAAAGAACGAGGAAAAAGCGACUGCGAUACUUUGAUGUCCUCUGAACAUUCAUUUAAUACUGACUUUUUUGAAAUAGAUUCAAAAGAAAUUAGUGAAGUAAUGAAAACUAAUUGUAUAAAUGACUUUGAAGAUAUCAGUGUCUCACAUUUUCAAACUUUGGAAGAUUUAUUAACGAAUGACACUACUAAUUUCCUACCUCAGGAAUAUUUGUUUUAAUUUGUUUUA
Atta colombica is the source of this 2847-nucleotide messenger RNA. RefSeq lists its product as uncharacterized. The annotation marks the transcript as partial. The transcript is spliced from 6 exons. Lineage: Eukaryota; Metazoa; Arthropoda; Insecta; Hymenoptera; Formicidae. The record is from RefSeq and is a predicted model, not a curated record.